Messenger RNA from Anastrepha obliqua, 2823 nucleotides. RefSeq lists its product as uncharacterized. NCBI's taxonomy places the organism in Eukaryota, Metazoa, Arthropoda, Insecta, Diptera, Tephritidae. The record is from RefSeq and is a predicted model, not a curated record. The transcript is spliced from 4 exons. Bases 170 to 1006 code for a protein of 278 amino acids.
UAUUGUGGCAUAAGCGGGAAAUGUGGAAAGUGAAGAAAAGUGCCAAAAGUGAAGUUGUGUAACAAGUAAAACCAGAAAUAAUUAAAACGCCUAAUUUUGAAUCAAAGGCGACUAAAUUAACUAACGGUAAAAAAAGAAAUUCGCACGUUUGAAGCCCAUUUCCAACGCCAUGUUCGCUAAAAUGUCUCUACGCUUUAGCUUCAACAUUUUUGAUCUAUCCCUAUUGUUGGUUCUUUUAAUUUCCUCGGUGAAUUCGCAAGAUGACACAGAAUCGCGUUUGGCGGCAACCAACGCAAACAAUGACUCUACAGCCGGUACUGACAGUAAAUGUGGGGAUACUCAACGCAUGGUCGACGAGUGUUUUAAGGAUUUGCCCCCACAUCUAAUGGAAUUUCUGCAAACCACAAAGAUUGCCAUAAAUGAGCGCGACAUCGCAUCCAAGUGCACCGUUUUUAAUAGAGGCAUGAAAUGCUUCGACGAAUACACCGUUCGUUGUCUAAAUAAUAAAACGCUGGAUCUGUUUAAGAAUAACGUGGAGGGAGCUCGAAGAUUUUUCAUGCGUUUCUGCAGUGAUCGUGAAUUUCAGAAGGAUUAUUUACAGCACAAGGACUGCUUCAGUUAUAUACAAGAUGACUGGAUGCGUUGUACACGCAAUUUCCAGGAAAUACUGACCGAAGAGCUGCAUGGCGAGCAAACAAAUGUCACUAAAAAGUUCAUGGAGUUUUGCUGCGCUCGACAUGCCUAUGAAAAUUGUAUCUACAAUAGUGCCCGCUACAAAUGCUACAAGAAUUCGGCUAAAUUUGCACGCGACACAGCUAAAACGUUAUCGGAUGAGAAGCACUUCACCAACUGUCGUCAAUAUGAGAAUGCGCUCUGUAGUGUGGGCCACGCGACGUCCCUGUAUGGCAGUGGUACUGAAGCUAUUCUCUGCUGGACACAAUUGCUUUUGGCGUGGUUACCCGCUGUGAUGUUUACAAGUGCGAACACAGGGCGACGACAAGCAUAAAUAACACAGUGUAACAAAUUUGAACUUUUUUUGUAUCACACACCAGAAAAUCGAUAUGUAUUUGUAAUUAGGGGUGAAUUGUAGUAAAUUUGCGCGUUUUUUUAACUCUCAUCAGGACAGCGGAAUUUUUAAAUGAAAAAAAAAGAAAAAAAACUUUUGAGAUUUGAGAAAUUAUUAUGAGUCUAUAAUAAGCGACGAUUUCACCGCGAAAUAAGAAGAUUAGGGUUCUCUUGAUAACUUCUGGUUUGCUUCUGGAAAGAUAGACCAAUCAUCAACUCAGCUAGGUUAGUGUGCAAACGUGCAAAGUUGGGAGACGCAGGAGCUCGAGGAAACUUCUAAGACCAACAAAGCUGCAACUCUCAAAUUUUGUGGCAAUUCUUACUGGACAGUGCCCGUUAGGUAUCCGUGCGGUGAUAUUUAGGAACAAUAUUGGUAAAAAAAACCAGGGAAAUGAGCCUAAAAUCUUACUAGUUCCAAAUUGGCCAUACUAAACUCUUUCAGUUGUAGUUUUAUAUCUCCGUCAGUUUUUUUCUGAUUUGCUUAAAAUUUUGACACAGUAUUAAGGAAUCAUUAGACUUAAGAAAAAACAAAUAAUAUAAAUAAUAAAAUAAUGGUUUUUAGAAAAAAAUUAGUGAAAUGAUCCCAAAAUCUUGCAAGUGCCAAAUUGCCCUUACUAAAUUAUUUGCAUUCAUUACUUUUCUUAUCGAGACAAAGAAAAUGUAGCUUGCCCAUUCUCAGCACAUCAGAUAGAACAUUGAUAGUGAAUCAUCGAUGAGUGUGGCUAUGGUGACCACAUAUCAUCCACAUCGAUUGUGUCUCCUAAAUAGUUCUAUCAGCGCUCGAUGCUCAUUCCUUUUCGGUGUGAGAACGAAUUUUGUUGCCAACACUUCGAGAUUCAUAAUAAUUUUUGAAGUCCUAAAUCCUAACUGCAAUCGUGAAAUCGUAAAAAACAAAUUCAGAAAACUAAAAAUGCAGACCUACUUUGUUACAACUGAGCUCAUAUAUUGGAUACAAAUCGAUUUUCUCGUAUGUGAAAAGCGCUGUUGUUGCACAGUGUAAUUAAUGCUGAGCUAAUACUUAGCUUUUAGUACCUAAAUUUGUGUGUGUUGCUUUGAAAAUAUGUGUGCCGUCCUUUUGUGUGUCGGCUUUUCAUGUGAAACUGCUGUUACUGGGGCAGCAUUAAGAGCGUAUGUACAUACAUACACACAUGUGCGUAGUUAGGCGCAUAAGGUUGCACGUCUAAACAAACCCGAUACGUCUAAUACUUUGCAAUAUAUGUAUGUUGGAUUUUCAUGGACGAUGUUAGCAAGAGUGUACGGCUUGUUAGAAAAAAAUAAGUGAGACCGAAUUUCAUGGAGCCACAGUUGAGCUCUUUUGGUUUAACAACUUCGUUAGAGAGCACAUUUUCCAUUAUGUAUGAGCUUGUUUGUUCUUAAGUGAUUGUUAGAUGUGCUGCUGCUAUGCCUAAGCAUAAGCAAACUCUUUGUCAACAUUUACAUUUCCAUAUCUCUAUCCCUGCACACGAGCUAUGGUGCCACCACAAGUGCCAAGGCCUCCUGUUUUCAAUUUCUUUUCUUGUUUUUGUUUUAGAGUGAAAUGGACGUGUUGAAGGAAAUAAACUGAAUUUAUAAAACAUAUUUGCUGUUAUUACUAUUGAUAUUUUUAUAAUAGUCUUUGUAAAUAUUUACACCUUCUUACCAACAACAAUCGGGCUGUCGCAAAAAUUGCUGGUAAAUAUAAGAAAGAUAAUAAAAUUAUUGAACGCAACGACAUCUCUUCAAUUAAAUGUUAUAAAGACAAAAACAAAAAACAAAAAG